Messenger RNA from Porites evermanni, 1717 nucleotides. Lineage: Eukaryota; Metazoa; Cnidaria; Anthozoa; Scleractinia; Poritidae. The record is from the annotation of a GenBank genome assembly.
AUAGCUACAGAUCAAACUACUAAGGCUAACAGCAAAGAAGAGGACAUUAACCGAGCUUUAGUAAAAGUAAAGCAAGGUCUCCACACUGUGAAAGUUUCCCAGUUUGACGCGACCCAGGUUCAACGAGAAAUUGAGGGCGAACUAUUUGACAAAUGGCACGAGGCUUGCGAGGUAUGAGGUAUUAUUGAUGUCAGGGCUAAAGGCCAAGCGUCUCUUAUAUACUUUUAACUACUUAAAACCAAAAAUUUAAAACGAAUAAGCUACUGACCCCCCUCCCGCCCACCACACCCAUCUGAGAAGCUUAUAGUCCAUGAAAUUUAUUGUGUUAUAAAGGCUGGUUGUCACUCACGAAAUUUGGCUGCGUUCAGUUCACGGUUAAUGUUAAUAGGUCAAUCCUUUCGUAUCAAAGGGAUUCUACCCAAAUCGUAAAUUAGGCCGAUUUUUGUGUUUAGAAUGUUUUCCUUGAGAAAUUGGAACGACAAACUGCUACGUGUAAACUACCCUUUAGAUUAAGCAUUACAAUAUCAAAUACUCAGUAACCUCAUACUGUUACUUUUGAAAAACAGAAAAAGGAACUCGACUGCAGAUUUAUUUCAUUUUGUGGCGGCAUUACAUGCCAAGAACACGAUAAUUUGUCAAAUUAACUGAAAUGAAAAAUAGGCUUCAGUUGUCGGCAAGCCUGACGACAAACAAAUUUCUAGAUGUUGCAUUGAAGUUUUCGUUCAGGAAUUCACCUGACAAAAUUUUAACCAAGCGGGGUGAGGGGAGACUAUGUUUUUUCCUGGAGUGUGACCACAAGCGUGGCCAAGCAAAAAACAAAGCUUAAGAAAUUUAUUUGUGAAAAUUUUCCUCGUAACUCGCAAGCCGAACACACGAAAAUUCAAUCUAGAUUUUUACUCCAGCAACUCCCUUGGUUGCCCCUUAAAUGGAUAAUUUUGAGCCAAAAUGUGACGCAACAUACAUUGCUGGAACACCCUUCCCUACCCUACUGAGUUUUCUACCCCUACUCUCAGAGUCUGUACGGACGACAGACUUACGCUAACGUCAUAAGCAAAUUUUCUGGCAUCGGUAGGUUACCAUUUUCUAUUAGCUAUUGAGCUACGCUGCGCGCGCUUCGCGCGCUCGGUUGUUCUACUAUCAAAGGUUUUCCAAAUAUAAUCAAAUGAAAAUACCACUCUGAGUGUCGAGCGUGUGCAAAAAUAAAUAUCUAAUAUCUAAACAGGUAAUGGAAGCUAAAGGUAUUGCCAUUGAGAGUAUCCAAGGCUUCCUGGAUCAUCUUCAGGACGCUUAUGAGGGUAUUGAUGAAGAGAUGAGAAAGAAAAUGAACGGAAUCGAGUGGGCAAAAGAAUGGGCAUAUAAGGUAAUGGAGUUUAAAUACAACGCCUCAAGUGAUUCUAGUGCCAGGUACGGAAUGAUAGCGUUUGGCAAAUCGAAAGAUGGAAAGUUUGUAGACUGCAUGUACUGCCUCUACAAGCUGGAUUUUAAAGUUGCCCCUGAGAGAAUCAUCACCACAAAACAACAUUCAGUUUUGUGGGGUCUGGUCAAAUGGCAAACUGUGGAAGAGAGAGUACAGGAAAGAGUGCUUGGCGUGAAGUCGCUGAAACGCAUCAAAAAUUUCUUCCGCUUUAAGGCCCUGGAAGGCUUUUACAAAGAAGGUCUCAUCGACCAAAUUAAUGUGGUGCCAUCUAUUGAAGAUGUGGCGGAUGCGGACAAGUAG